Messenger RNA from Nezara viridula (southern green stink bug), 429 nucleotides. NCBI's taxonomy places the organism in Eukaryota, Metazoa, Arthropoda, Insecta, Hemiptera, Pentatomidae. The record is from the annotation of a GenBank genome assembly.
AUGAGUAAGACAACUAAGAAGAAACAUGUGAUGUCAGAUAUGUUGUUUAGUGGAGAUCUUUUACUAGAAGAAGGGCAGAAGAUUGUCAGAGUAGUCUGUGGUAGAGGAAAUAAUCUCCAUGAAGUUGAAGAAUUGGAACCCUCUGGUGAUAAUUUUCUGGUUUCAAUGCCUGUCAGGUUUAGAAAAACUGUUUGGGUUAAAAGAGGGGACUAUCUUAUAGUUCAACCUAUAGAAGAAGGUGACAAGGUUAAAGCAGAGAUAACUGACAUUCUGACCAGGGAUAGGAUAAAGUAUCUUAAACAACGAAAGCUUUGGCCCGGUAAAGAAGACGAUCAUAGUGAUAGCAGUUGUAAUGAAGACAUUCCUGAAAAUACUAAUAGAAUAAGUGUAGCUUGUGAUGAUAGUGAUUCAUCUGAUUCAGAUGACUGA